AUGCCGGAAAAGCUUCGCGGUUUAACAGACGGUUACGUUAAAGUUGGAGACAAGAUGAAUGGAGGUCACCUCAAGAGGAAGAAAAAGUUCAAGUUUUAUCAGCGUAAAAUUUCCAACUAUGUAUGUACUAAGUGGAUGUUUAUUGUGGUGUUGCUGCUGAUAUGGUUAGUUUGGUUGAUUUGGUAUUUGUCUGUGAGAAGCAAACCUCAUCCUCAAAGUUAUGGUGAGCUGGUUUUGAUACCAACAGAAUUAGCCAAUGAGAAGGGAGCUUAUUGCCUUGAUGGUACUCCACCCGGAUAUUACUUCAGGAAAGGUCAUGGAGAUGGUGAAAACUCUUGGAUUGUCUACUUGCAGGGUGGUGGCUGGUGUUGGAAUGUAUCAGACUGCUAUGCCAGAAGCAACACAGAAUUGGGCUCCUCAGCCUACUUUAAUUUAACCUACCCAUUUGAAGGUUUUCUGUCCAGUUGUGCUAAGUCUAAUCCUGAUUUCCACAAUUGGAAUGUGGCUUAUCUUGCAUACUGUGAUGGUGCAUCUUUUGCUGGUAAUCAGCCUGUUCCUACUAAGUAUGACGGAAAUGAAAUUUUCUUCCGCGGGAAGAGAGUAUUAGACUUAUUACUGGACUAUCUUAUGGAUCAAGGUCUGCGCAGUGCUGAUAGGGUUAUAUUGAGUGGGGUGUCUGCUGGAGGUCUUGCAGUAUAUAUACAUGCUGAUUAUAUCCGAAGUAAAUUCCCACCACAAACAGCAUUUCAUGCGUUCCCGGAUGCGGGUUACUUUCCCAACAUAAGAAAUGCCACAAACUUUGAACAUAUCAAGAUAUCAUUCCAAAGAGUGUACAAUUUGCAGAGAGUCCAAGAUAGUUUGAAUGCCGCUUGUUUAGCAGACCAAGACAGGAACAGCAAAUGGAAGUGUUUCUUUCCCCAGUAUACAUAUCCAUAUAUUACAACACCCAUUUUUGUACUCAACUCUGCAUACGACUACUGGUCACUCUGGUUUAUUAUGAAUGUACGCUGUUAUAUAUCUGACUGUGACGCAAAAGGUAUAUUCUACUACAAACACUUCCAUGAUCAAGCCUUUGAGAUUACCCAGCUGAUCUACAAGUCUAGUAAAGACGGUAUCUACGUGACUUCCUGUUAUGCCCAUUCUCAAGCUGUUUUUGACCAUGAAUGGACUGGGUAUGUAGUUAAUGGAACAACCCCUGCGGCGGCAUUUGGUGAUUGGUAUUUUGGCCGUAAAACUGUACAGCAAUCAAAGUACUGGGACUGUGCAACACCAGCCUGCAAUCCUACGUGUGACUGGAGUUUGGAAUACUAUAAGAGUGUUACUGGACGUCUUGGCCGAUUUGACUUCUUUAUUUAA
Messenger RNA from Saccoglossus kowalevskii, 1356 nucleotides. RefSeq lists its product as uncharacterized. Lineage: Eukaryota; Metazoa; Hemichordata; Enteropneusta; Harrimaniidae. The record is from RefSeq and is a predicted model, not a curated record. Gene Ontology annotation, molecular function: hydrolase activity.